AUGCCGUACAAAUACAUAGGCAGAACCACCAGUUACAAGGGCAAAACCUUGUGGGAAAUUAUCGGAAACUUGAAAAACUUCGGUAUGGGCCGAUUAGUUAUAAGGAGCACGUUUGAGAGAUAUCCUGAGACAAGUUUUUUCAAAAUCUUGAAGGUCGAGCCUUUGGCUUGUCCUGAAGUGCAAACGAUGGAUGACCAACGUAAAGUUCGAGUCCUGGUUGAGAAAACGUUUAGGGGCAUAACCUAUCCUAAACCUAUAACAAUCGAGUCCACCAGUUACAAAGCGGAUUAUCAGUUAAUACCAAAGGAUGAGGAGCAUAAAUAUACCAGCAAGGUUGAAGCAAAGCGCGACAUUAAGAUUUUACAAAGGACUAUGGAGUUUCCUCCUUUGAUGAAAGACGUGUUGAUGCGAGAAAACAAAGCUAAAGGGGAGGAUGUACAUGAUUUGAAGUUGGAGAUUAUUUAUCACAAAACGAAGACGGGGAAAUACAGGGUUGCGGAAGAGGGUGAGACACCCACUGUCACUUUCCAACCAAACAUGCAAGAAUUGCCGAAAAUUAGUCUUUACAAGAAUGUAAAACUUUCGUCAGUGUAGUAAUAAUUAGCUAUUUAUUAUUUCCAAAAAUGUUAGUAAUAGGUGUCCAAUUUUCUUUUCUUUGUGGAUGUCUAGGAUUCAUGUUCCAGAGAUACUCUGCGAUAAAGUUAAGACUGUUGAGAUAAGUGUCACCUUCCUAAAAAUAAAGUUAUUGAACGAUGUGAA
This is a messenger RNA of Tribolium castaneum (red flour beetle), 759 nucleotides long. RefSeq names its product mitochondrial ribosomal protein S34 (gene mRpS34). The record is from RefSeq and is a predicted model, not a curated record. The coding region runs from base 1 to 594 and encodes 197 amino acids. The transcript is spliced from 2 exons. Gene Ontology annotation, biological process: mitochondrial translation. Gene Ontology annotation, cellular component: mitochondrial small ribosomal subunit; mitochondrion. NCBI's taxonomy places the organism in Eukaryota, Metazoa, Arthropoda, Insecta, Coleoptera, Tenebrionidae. Gene Ontology annotation, molecular function: structural constituent of ribosome.